This is a messenger RNA of Nerophis ophidion (straightnose pipefish), 3077 nucleotides long. RefSeq names its product potassium voltage-gated channel, subfamily H (eag-related), member 8 (gene kcnh8). The record is from RefSeq and is a predicted model, not a curated record. Gene Ontology annotation, molecular function: voltage-gated potassium channel activity. NCBI's taxonomy places the organism in Eukaryota, Metazoa, Chordata, Actinopteri, Syngnathiformes, Syngnathidae. Bases 40 to 3018 code for a protein of 992 amino acids. Gene Ontology annotation, cellular component: membrane. The transcript has 16 exons. Gene Ontology annotation, biological process: potassium ion transmembrane transport; regulation of membrane potential.
CACGCACUUUGAUGGGGACGUGGACAUCCAGCAGGGAACAUGCCUGUGAUGAAGGGAUUACUUGCACCGCAGAACACCUUUCUGGACACCAUCGCCACGCGCUUUGAUGGCACGCACAGCAACUUCAUACUGGCCAACGCUCAGGUGUCCAAGGGCUUCCCCAUCGUCUACUGCUCCGAUGGCUUCUGCGAGCUCACGGGCUUCUCCAGGGCGGAGGUCAUGCAGAAGAGCUGCGCGUGCAAGUUCCUGUACGGCCCCGAGACCAGCGAAGGCAUCAUCCUCAGCAUCAACGAUGCCUUGGAGGGGCGCCAGGAGUUCAAGGACGAGAUCAUGUUUUAUAAAAAGACAGUGGUGCUCUUCUGGUGCCUGCUGGACAUUGUACCAAUUAAGAAUGAAAAGGGAGACGUGGUGCUGUUUCUGGCUUCAUUUAAGGACAUCACAGACAUUAAAGCCAAAGCCAUUCAAGAGGACAAGAAGGAAGAGCGGCGGCGUGGCAGGAUGAAGACCGGGUCUCCGUUCAGCUCGACUCGCAUGCGCAGCAGCACGGUGCUCUACCAUGUGUCUGGACACCUCCACAGCCGAGAGAAGAGCAAAAUCAAGCUCAACAAGAAUGUAUUUGGCGACCCUCCCGCCCUCCCAGAGUACAAGGUAGCAGACGCCAAAAAGUCCAAAUUCAUCCUGCUGCAUUACAGCACGUGCAAAGCCGGCUGGGACUGGCUAAUCCUGCUCGCCACUUUCUACGUGGCGGUCACCGUGCCGUACAACGUGUGCUUCAUCGGCGACGAUGACGACCUGACUCGCAGCACCACCGUCAGCGACAUCGCCGUGGAGAUUCUCUUCAUUUUGGAUAUUAUUUUCAAUUUCCGCACCACUUAUGUCAGCAAGUCAGGUCAGGUGAUCUUUGACGCGCGGCAGAUUUGCAUUCACUACCUGACCACCUGGUUCAUCAUCGACCUGGUGGCUGCAUUGCCCUUUGACCUGCUUUACGCCUUUAAAGUCAGCGUGGUGUCUGUAGUGCACUUGUUAAAAACAGUGCGCCUGCUGCGCUUGCUACGCCUCCUGCAGAAAAUGGACCGCUACUCGCAUCACAGCACCGUGGUUCUGACCCUGCUAAUGUCCAUGUUUGCCCUGCUGGCCCACUGGAUGGCCUGCAUCUGGUACAUCAUCGGCAAGAUGGAGAUGGAGGCCAACGCCUACAACUGGGACAUUGGCUGGCUGCACGAGUUGGCUAAGCGCCUGGAGUCGCCGUACUUCGCCAUCGAAAACGUGAACAGCACCGCCAGCGGCCCUUCCAUCCGCAGCAUUUACGUGGCCUCGCUAUACUUUACCCUCAGCAGCCUCACCAGCGUGGGCUUCGGAAACGUGUCGGCCAACACUGACGCUGAGAAGAUCUUUUCCAUUUGCGUCAUGCUCGUAGGAGCACUGAUGCAUGCCUUGGUCUUUGGCAAUGUAACAGCCAUAAUCCAGAGGAUGUACUCCCGCUGGUCCCAGUACCACACCAGGACCAAAGACCUGAAGGACUUUAUCCGUGUCCAUCACCUGCCGCACAGCCUGAAGCAGCGAAUGUUGGAGUAUUUUCAGACAACCUGGUCAGUCAACAACGGCAUCGACUGUAAUGAGCUGCUGAAGGACUUUCCGGAUGAGCUGCGCUCGGACAUCACCAUGCACCUGAACAAGGAGAUCCUGGAGCUGUCUCUCUUUGCCUCAGCCAGCCGGGGUUGCCUGAGAUCGCUGUCGCUGCACAUCAAGACGACCUUCUGCGCUCCUGGAGAGUACCUCCUCCGAGAGGGAGACGCUCUGCAGGCCAUCUUCUUCGUGUGCUCUGGAAGCAUGGAGGUCCUGAAGGACGGCAUGGUUUUGGCCAUACUUGGUAAAGGGGAUCUGAUCGGAGCGAACCUGUCCUUAGACGACCGAGUGAUAAAAACCAACGCGGACGUGAAAGCUCUCACCUACUGUGACCUGCAGUGUAUUCAUCUGAAGGGUCUUUACGAGGUGCUGGACCUUUACCCGGAGUACUCGCAACACUUUGUCCAGGACAUCCAGCAAGAUCUCACAUACAACCUGAGGGAGGGACAAGAGACGCACGUGAAGGCCAGACUGUCCACAUUAACUGGAGACCCUCAGUCAGGUGUGAAGAGAAACGGCCGCCUUUUUCAGGGCUAUGCUCCUCUUGCCGAGGCCCAGAGGGAGCAAGGCAAGGACAAGCGGGAGGAUGAUGAUUGUCUAUCGUCGGAGCAGAACCGAGUGCCGAACCUCAGGGGCACCGGCGGGUCGUCUCCGGCGGGCGGAGGAAGCAGCGGUCGGAGCUCUGAGAGGUCUCGGAGGACGAGCAAGGAUAUUACGUUCCUCACUUUGGACCCUGCCAACCUGAGCCCCAGGAUGGCGGACAGCACAGAGGACAGCGAGGGCGUCUCUUCCAGCCGCGGUUGCCGUGACGACGACCCCAAGAGUGCCUGGGCAUCCGGCACAGACACGCCACACAUCAGCCUGGCGCAGUUUGCGGCGAAAGCAGACGAGACGAGAGGACAGCUGCGACAUCUUAACCAGCAGGUGUUCCACCUGGGCAGGGAAGUUUCAGACCUGGGCCAGAUGAUGAAGAGGAUGUCCCAGCUCAUGGAGACGCUGAUGUCAACCGGAGCCCAGGCGGGACUGGUGUGCUCCCCGGGUCACCACAUGUUCCAGCCGCACACUUCAUGUCUUCCUUCCCCGCCCUUGUCUCAGACUGCCUCCAUCUGGACGGACACGCCCACGUCCCUGCCGCCGCCCUGGCGGGGCGGACCCCGGGACUUUCUCUAUCCUUCUCCCGUCACCGCGGCAGAAGCCGGCCUGACGUCCUCGCCCCUCAGCUCGCCCGAGAUGUGUCGACAAGACCAGGACGGGCUUUCUACCUCCAUCAGGUCAAGGGCAUGCGGUCCACCUCUGCGGGACGGAGGGUAUGCAAGACUUCAUGGACGCUCUGGGUGCUCGCUUGAGUCUGGACCUUUGGAGAACUUCCAGAAACAAGCCAAGACUUUGUAGCAUUUAUUUUUUGUCCCACGCUCCUUUUUGGGGGAAUGACCUCAUCGUUGGAGGAUAUG